Messenger RNA from Lotus japonicus, 1295 nucleotides. Its product is annotated as alkaline ceramidase. The record is from RefSeq and is a predicted model, not a curated record. Lineage: Eukaryota; Viridiplantae; Streptophyta; Magnoliopsida; Fabales; Fabaceae. Gene Ontology annotation, molecular function: hydrolase activity, acting on carbon-nitrogen (but not peptide) bonds, in linear amides. The coding region runs from base 271 to 1038 and encodes 255 amino acids. The transcript is spliced from 3 exons. Gene Ontology annotation, cellular component: membrane. Gene Ontology annotation, biological process: autophagy; response to salt stress; defense response to other organism.
AACAAACCAUAUUUACUUGAAAAAACAGAUAAACAAAAGUUGAAUUUUAGAUGCUCAUCCCGUACGAGGAGCAAAAGAGAUUCUCCACCUCUGUUUUAAUUGCCGAUGCCGAAUACUCAGAGAGAAUGAGAGAAAGGGCGCAACCCAACACAACCACCACCCAGAAUAAUGAGAUCUACCUUCUUCAAUAAUCUCCCCAAGAAUUUGUGAACUCUGCAGAUUUUAUAUACAGAUAAUUCAAUAAAAAAAUUCAUCCGUAUGUAGAAGAGAAUGGCAGAAACAAUGGCUAGCUUCUGGGGUCCAAUCACAACGACUAAAAAGUAUUGUGAAAUAAAUUAUGCACAUUCAUCUUAUAUAGCAGAGUUUUAUAACACAAUAUCCAACAUUCCGACCAUUCUUCUGGCUCUCAUUGGUCUUACAAAUGCUCUUAGACAAAGGUUUGAGAAAAGAUUUAGUGUUCUUCAUGUAUCAAAUAUGACACUUGCCAUCGGAAGCAUGUUGUACCAUGCUACACUGCAAUAUGUGCAACAACAGAGUGAUGAAACUCCGAUGGUGUGGGAAAUUCUGUUGUACAUAUAUAUCCUAUACUCUCCGGAUUGGCAUUAUCGGAGAACAAUGCCCAUCUUCCUGUUUUUGUAUGGUGUUGCUUUUGCCAUCGGCCAUUCGGUGGUCCAAUUUGGUAUUGGCUUCAUAGUCCAUUAUGUCAUUCUCUGUCUCCUUUGCAUUCCAAGAAUGUACAAGUAUUACAUUUAUACUGAAGAUGUGUCUGCCAAGCUGCUCGCAAAGCUAUAUGUAGCCACUCUCAUAUUGGGAAGUUUGUUUUGGUUAUUUGACCGUUUUAUCUGCGAGGAGGUAUCUGGUUGGGCAAUUAAUCCUCAAGGCCAUGCUUUGUGGCAUGUCUUCAUGGGGUUCAAUUCCUACUUUGCGAACACGUUCUUGAUGUUUUGCCGUGCUCAACAACGUGGCUGGUCUCCGAAAGUUGUUCGUGUAAUGGGUGUUUUCCCCUAUGUGAAGAUUCAAAAGCCAAAAAGAAAGUAGAAGAUGAAGUUUUAGUAGUGAUACAAUUUGGAAAGAGAAGAUAUUAGGAUCCAUGUUUUUGGCCUUCUGUUUUUCUGGUUUAGAUUGGCUUAAAUGAUGAUAAUUUUUUUUAUAUAUAUAUUUUGUUGUACACAUAGGAUAUGUGCUAUAUUUAUGCUACUAUGUGGAUGCUUUCUUGAUCCUGGACAAAACUCUGUUUAUCACAACCAAAAGUUGUGCAGUAUUGGUUGUUCAAUAUUCAGUUGAAUCACCCCACA